Tyto alba (common barn owl) is the source of this 1653-nucleotide messenger RNA. RefSeq names its product ATPase H+ transporting V1 subunit C2 (gene ATP6V1C2). Gene Ontology annotation, molecular function: proton-transporting ATPase activity, rotational mechanism. Gene Ontology annotation, biological process: proton transmembrane transport. NCBI's taxonomy places the organism in Eukaryota, Metazoa, Chordata, Aves, Strigiformes, Tytonidae. Gene Ontology annotation, cellular component: lysosomal membrane; vacuolar proton-transporting V-type ATPase, V1 domain. The record is from RefSeq and is a predicted model, not a curated record. Bases 125 to 1273 code for a protein of 382 amino acids. The transcript is spliced from 13 exons.
CGCACCGAGCAUGUCCGCGCCCGCCCCGCCGGGAGCCACCGCGGGGUUGACAGCAGCGGGGCAGCGGGCAGGGCGUGAGGGGCAGCUCCCGCAGUGACCAGGAGUGAAGGGAAAAUAUUAGAUCAUGUCGGAGUUCUGGCUGAUUUCCGCCCCGGGAGAUAAAACAAAUCUGCAGGCAUGGGAGAGAAUGAACACAGUGACUUGUAAAUCCAACCUGUCCAGCAACAGCAAAUUCCAUAUUCCAGACUUAAAGGUGGGGACACUGGAUGCUCUUGUUGGUCUGUCAGAUGAGUUGGGAAAACUUGAUAGCUUUGCUGAAAGCGUAAUAAAGAAAAUAGCCCAGUACAUAGGAGAAGUUAUGGAGGACUCAAAAGAUAAAGUCCAGGAAAAUCUUCUGGCCAAUGGAGUUGACCUAAUUAGCUACCUGACACGGUUUGAGUGGGACAUGGCCAAAUAUCCCAUAAAGCAGCCGCUGAAGAAUAUAUCAGAAGCCUUAGCAAAGCAAGUGACUCAAAUAGAAACAGACCUAAAGACCCGAUCAGCCGCAUACAACAACAUUAAAGGAAAUUUGCAAAACCUGGAGAAAAAAACCGUGGGAAAUCUGCUGACUCGGACCCUAGCAGACAUCGUGCAUAAAGAAGACUUUGUUCUGAAUUCUGAGUAUCUCAUCACGCUGCUUGUCGUGGUGCCAAAGUCAAGCUAUGUACAGUGGCAGAAGACCUAUGAAUCCCUCUCCGAUAUGGUAGUGCCUCGCUCCACCAAAAUGAUUGCUGAGGAUGCAGAGGGAGGACUCUUCACCGUGACCCUAUUUAGAAAAGUGAUGGAUGACUUCAAGGCUAAAGCCAGGGAGAACAGGUUCAUGGUUCGAGAAUUUUAUUUUGAUGAGAAGGAACUGAAAUGUGAAAAGGAAGAGCUGAUGAAAUUAGCUUCUGAUAAGAAACAACAAUAUGGCCCGUUGCUGCGCUGGCUGAAAGUGAACUUCAGUGAAGCAUUUGUGGCUUGGAUUCAUGUGAAAGCCUUGAGAGUUUUUGUUGAAUCUGUCCUGAGGUACGGCCUCCCAGUGAAUUUCCAAGCAAUGCUGCUGCAGCCAAAUAGGAAGUCUGUGAAACGCCUCAGAGAUGUCCUGAACGUGGUCUUCAAACACCUGGAUGAAGUUGCAGCAGCAAGUAUAAUGGAUCCUGGCAUGGACAUCCCUGGUUUACAACUGAGUAAUCAAGAAUACUAUCCUUAUGUCUAUUUCAAGAUUGACCUCAGUCUUCUUGACUGCAGUUAAAGAAAAACUGCUCCAGCUUCAUCUGUAAAUGUUACAGUAAAACAAUCUUUAGCUACUGAAAGUCAAAUUAAAACAGAUGCUGUAGCAGGAUAAUUGCUAAAGAACUUCCUACCACUUCCAGUAAUUUUUACAGCGAUUUCAAUAUAAAUAUCUCUUGUUCAUAGUUUUACAAAAACAUAUUUCAGAGUCAGGAGGUACUAUGGUAGUAUUUAUUUUUUUUUUUGUUAAGUUACAAAGGUGGAAUAUCUAUUGGACUUGAAAUAAACCAAUUUGAAGUGUGGUGGCUAAUGGAUCUACUAGGUGUAUACAGUCCUGUUUUUCUAACAAAGCAAACUUAAACUGCAGAAAAAGUAGAAAUCAGACCAAAACUCAAAGUUUUU